Molecule: messenger RNA, 1123 nt
Organism: Botrytis cinerea B05.10
Lineage: Eukaryota; Fungi; Ascomycota; Leotiomycetes; Helotiales; Sclerotiniaceae
Gene: Bcbud32
Product: Bcbud32
Exons: 1
Coding region: 268-1077 (269 amino acids)
Biological process (GO): protein phosphorylation
Cellular component (GO): EKC/KEOPS complex; cytosol; nucleus
Molecular function (GO): ATP binding; protein serine/threonine kinase activity
Source: RefSeq, a predicted model, not a curated record
GUCCCAUCGUUGGCCAAUUGAACGACCAAUUCAUCACGCGUGGGGUAGGUACAUACAGUAAAUUCAUGUAAAGCACCAUGACCUGCAGUAGAGAAAAAUCCACAUCUCUGAGUCAAAUCCACUAAUACACAACGACAAUUCUUUGGCGACUUUGAUAAGAAAGUUUCAAGAUCAGCACAGAAUACUUCCCCUCACUGCACUUCACUCCAGUCCAGUUCAACAUUACCACAGAAAGAAAAAAAAAGACAAACGAUCCCAUCUCCAACCAUGGAAUCCUCCAAACCAGAAAUCUCCCCGCCUCCGUCUCUCCCCCACCUCUUCACAUACCCCUCUUCCACCCCACCCUCGCUCAUCACCCAAGGUGCCGAAGCUCUCCUCUACAAAUCCACAUACUUACUGCCGUCUCUGCCCUGCGCACUAAAAUGGCGGCCGUCGAAACCAUACCGACAUCCGAUUCUUGAUCAGCGGUUGACGAAGGCGAGGAUAUUGGCAGAAGCGAGGGUGCUGGUUAAGUGUAGGAGGGAGGGUGUUGUUGUGCCGGCUGUAUAUGCGGUGGAUGAGGGAAGGGGGUGUAUAAUGGUCGAGUGGAUUGAGGGGGAGGUGGUGAGGAUCAGAUUGAAUGAGUGGUUGGAACGGAGGAAGCAGAAGGGAGGGAGCAAGGAGGUUACUGGAGAGGAAGAGGGGAGUGAGGACGCGGUAGACCUCAUGAGGAGGAUUGGACGGGCGGUAGGGAGGAUGCAUGGGGUUGGGGUUGUGCAUGGAGAUUUGACGACGAGUAAUUUGAUGUUACGGCCGAUACAAGCUGAGGGAGAGGAGGGGAUAAACAAUGGGAAGGAAUUGGAAGGGGAAAUUGUUAUAAUUGAUUUUGGGUUGGCGAGCCAGAGUACGGCAGAUGAGGAUCGAGCGGUCGACUUAUAUGUGUUAGAGAGAGCAUUUGGAAGCACACAUCCAAGGGCAGAGGGGCUGUUCAGGGAGGUUUUGAAUGCGUAUGGAACAAGCUACAAAGGAGCGCAAGUGGUUUUGAAGAAGUUGGAGGAUGUGAGAAUGAGAGGUAGAAAAAGGAGUAUGUUAGGUUGAAAAUUUACAAUUUACUUUUGAUUCUAUAAUAUAUCCAAUGUUUGUA